Dreissena polymorpha is the source of this 2818-nucleotide messenger RNA. Its product is annotated as cholesterol 7-desaturase nvd-like. Gene Ontology annotation, cellular component: chloroplast. The record is from RefSeq and is a predicted model, not a curated record. The transcript is spliced from 5 exons. Gene Ontology annotation, molecular function: chlorophyllide a oxygenase activity. Lineage: Eukaryota; Metazoa; Mollusca; Bivalvia; Myida; Dreissenidae. Gene Ontology annotation, biological process: cholesterol metabolic process; chlorophyll biosynthetic process. The coding region runs from base 97 to 921 and encodes 274 amino acids.
UUCGGUUUAUAAGGAAUAUGUUUUAUUGCGUAUUGUUCGGAAGCGCUCGGUACAAAUGGAAUAAAUAUGAGCAUCGCUUUGUGAAACGGGGGUUUAAUGCAUAUGCGUGAAGUGUCGUUACAGAGCAGCUUGUGCAGUCCGCACAGGCUAAUCAGCGAGAACACCUUCCGCUAUGUACCUGCAGUGGCCAAGGUGACGUCAUACACGACGAUGGAGCUGAACGGCUGGGUCUACCUGUGGCACCACGCGGAAGGAGCGGAGCCCAGCUGGACCCCGGUGGAGCUCCAGGAUAUCACUUCCGGCACGUGGCAGUACAAGGGCCGCACCGAGCACUACAUCAACUAUCACAUCGAGGAACUCCCGGAAAAUGGCGCCGAUGUCGCUCAUCUGGCGCAGGUGCACAAGCCCUUCAUCGCCGCCGGCAUAGACCUGGCCUCCAUGUGGAACAAGUACCUGUCAUGGGGCCAGCAUAAAUGGACCGCCUCCUGGAAUCAACCUCCGGCACCCGACGAGCACGUGGGCUCGCUGAAACUGACUCACGACCUCAAGUUCUUCGGCAUCAGUCUGCCUUUCGUUUUCCUGAACGUGCACGCUUUUCAGGUUGGUCCUGGCAUCGUUUACCUGAAGUUCGAAAGCUUCUUCGGCACGGGCGUAUUCAUCCAGUCCUUGACCCCCGUGGAGCCCAUGCUUCAGAAGCUCGCCCACAGCAUCUACAUGAACUGGGCGGUACCAAACUGCAUCUCAAAGUUCUUCCUGUAUGCCGAAUGCGUGCAGGUUGAGCGAGACAUCAUGAUUUGGAAUAAUAAAAAGUACGCGGGCAAACCUGUGUUCGCGAAGUCUACUGAAGACAGCCUCAUUGCGCGGCACAGGCGUUGGUACUCCCAGUUCUACUCGGAAAACUUACCGAAACUGAAGUUUUAAAAGGAUGACCUUGAAUUUUGAUCCGAAAUUAUGUCGCAAAAAGUGAGAAUCUCAAAGCGCGCCAUUUUUCUUCUGCAAGCUUUAAAGGGAUUUGUUCGCAGAUUUUGAGAUUUUUUAAAAAUCGUCAUAUAACGUUUAAAAUUGAUACAUGUAAAAUUUUGAAGUAAAAGGCUCCGGCAUAUAACAAGAUGAGAUUAUUAGAAAGAAAAUAAAAAAGAACAGUUGAUAGCAUCUUUUCCACAAGCACAGACGUUAUGAUCUUACGAUUACAAAGCUACCGCCAUAACCACGCGGUCAUCUGUGAUGUGAUGGUUUUGAUACUUUUGAUUCAAUGUAAAUGCAUUCUACGUAUUGUAACAACCCUAUAACGAAAACAACAAAAAUUCUCAUUUCGUCUUUGAACCGUAUUGCACUUUUAUAAAUUUCGACUGAAGCUGACUCAAAAAAGAAAACGUCUGAGUCUUACUCUGUGAAAAUGGGGUGAAAUGCAUGUGCGUAAAGUGUCGUCCCAGAUUAGCCUGUGCAGUGCCGACUUUUUCCGCCUAAACUGGAUUUUUGCUGAGAAGAGACUUUUUUGAAACAAGCAAUAUCAUACAAACCGAAAGUGUCGUCUCUGAAUUGUGUCGUCCCUGAAUAGUGUCGUCCCUGAUUAGUGUCGUCCCUGAUUAGUGUCGUCCCUGAUUAGUGUCGUCCCUGAUUGCACAGGCUAAUCUGGGACAAGUGUCGUCCCUGAAUGCACAGGCUAAUCUGGGACGACACUUUACGCACAUGCAUUGAACUCAUUUUCCACAUAGCACGGUCAAUAUAUUAUGAAUUUAUCAAAGCCACUAGCGUUAUUAGGCUACAUUAUGUAAAGCGGUCUGUUAAUGUUGAAAUAUGUGCACACUGUUGGAGAAUUGUCAUUCUGACCUAAUGGGAACAAAAACCUUAAAAACCGCCCCGUCACUGGAUUUGGUGUGUGGUUUAUAUGUCAAAACAUAAUUAUUAAAGCGUUUUGGCAUAUUAGAUGCGUUCUCAUUUACAGCUAAAAACAUAGCAGUUCAGUACUCGUGUUAUCUUAUUAUUAUACUUUAUUAUUAUUUAGUUCUUACUGAGAAACCAAACAUUACUCGGAACGUCAAUUAAUCCCAGAAUGGAAAAUUGUAAAGUUACAAAAUUGAAUAUGUGCAACGUUCUUUGUUUGAACAGCGAAGUCACCGAUAAAACAGUUGUGCACGAUACGAUCAUCAUAUGCAUGUAUCGCUCACUAAGUUUACCGGUAACUUAAAAUUAAUCGUUAAGUAUUUUUUUCUGUUAUCAAGUCCAAUUAAUUUGCUAACAAUAUAUGCUAUGAUUAGUCAAAUGUAGUUUAGAUGAAGCAAUGCGUAUCCUGAUAUUUAUAUUUACUUUUAUGCCCCGGCAGGGUGGCAUAUAGCAGUUGAACUGUCCGUCAGUCCGUCCGUCUGUCCGUCCGUCCGUCCGUCCGUCCGAAAACUUUAACAUUGCCCAUAACUUUUGCAAUAUUGAAGAUAUCAACUUGAUAUUUUGCAUGCAUGUGUAUCUCAUGGAGCUGCACAUUUUGAGUGGUGAAAGGUCAAGGUCCAUCCUUCAAGGUUAAAUAUAUGGCUUCAAAGCGGCGCAGUAGUGGGCAUUGUGUUUCUGACAAACACAUCUCUUGUUUCCUUUCGUGUUUAUGUUGUUAUAUAGCAUUUUAUUAGAUAAUUUAUUUGCACAAUGUACACAUUUAUUUUCCCAACAAGUGCAUUUACUAAGAAUCCAUCCAAUCAUUUGGAUAAAUGAUAAUCAAUAAUGUUAUAUAUUUGCUCACGAAUAUAUGUAAAUGGUAAUAGUGAUAUUGUAGAAGCGUGUACAUAAUUGUUUUUAUACGGCAUAUACAAUUAUAAUGCAUGUAAAGUUG